AUGUCCUCUAUCCAGAACCCCCACUCUUUCAACCCCUUUGCUGAUGCAAGAAAGGGUGAUGAUUUACUUCCCACUGGCACUGAGGAUUAUAUCCAUAUAAGAAUUCAACAGAGAAACAGCAGGAAGACCCUUACCACUGUCCAAGGGAUCGCCGAUGUUUACGAUAAAAAGAAACUAUUGAAGGCCUUUAAGAAGAAAUUUGCCUGCAAUGGUAGUGUAAUUGAGCAUCCGGAAUGUGGAGAAGUAAUUCAGCCGCAGGGUGACCAGUGCAAGAACAUAUGCCAGUUCCUCGUACAGAUUGGACUGUCUAAGGACGACCAGCUGAAGGUUCGUGGGUGUUAA
Molecule: messenger RNA, 342 nt
Organism: Eptesicus fuscus (big brown bat)
Lineage: Eukaryota; Metazoa; Chordata; Mammalia; Chiroptera; Vespertilionidae
Product: eukaryotic translation initiation factor 1-like
Exons: 2
Coding region: 1-342 (113 amino acids)
Biological process (GO): translational initiation
Cellular component (GO): eukaryotic 43S preinitiation complex
Molecular function (GO): ribosomal small subunit binding; translation initiation factor activity; RNA binding
Source: RefSeq, a predicted model, not a curated record